Acaulospora morrowiae is the source of this 528-nucleotide messenger RNA. The record is from the annotation of a GenBank genome assembly. NCBI's taxonomy places the organism in Eukaryota, Fungi, Glomeromycota, Glomeromycetes, Diversisporales, Acaulosporaceae.
UAGAUGAUGAACGUGUUAAAGCCUCUUACGACGUAUCAAUCGGUGAAAUUGUUAUAGAUUUACCAAAAGAAACCCCCGGAGAGGAUUUUUCGGAUUUGGAUUUAUUAACCAAACUAUUAGCACCGAGAAAAAGUAAAAUUCUAGAUAAACCCUUAAUAGAAGUUGUGGGAGAAAGUAAGGGCGAGAAUGAUGAUCAUAAAGGUGAUGAGGAAGAAUUUGCCAAAGAAUUAAUCGAAAAUGCGGAUAGGGUUCAGAAUGGGUCGAUGCUUCACGAAGUGAUCGGUGGUGAAGGUGAUGUAGAUUCCGAAAUGAAAAGGAUGUUGAAAAUAAUCGAAGAAGCCGCGGAUUUCGAUUGGGAGAUGCCUCAGAAAAUUCUCGAGAAAGAGGAUCCUUUGACCACAGUAGCUAGUUACGGGUUUAACGGAUGUUACUCUGGAUAUUUCGUGCAUUUACAGGAGACUUGCAACGAAAUAAUCGAUAUUUCAGAUCCGGAAAAAUCCACGUUCGAGUCUCGUCGUCGGGAUCGAU